Molecule: messenger RNA, 3009 nt
Organism: Crotalus tigris (Tiger rattlesnake)
Lineage: Eukaryota; Metazoa; Chordata; Lepidosauria; Squamata; Viperidae
Product: calsequestrin-2
Exons: 11
Coding region: 1-1167 (388 amino acids)
Biological process (GO): regulation of cardiac muscle contraction by regulation of the release of sequestered calcium ion
Cellular component (GO): sarcoplasmic reticulum lumen
Molecular function (GO): calcium ion binding
Source: RefSeq, a predicted model, not a curated record
AUGAAGGCAGCUUGCUGGUUCCUGGCAAUUUUUUAUGUGCUUGCCUGCUACAGGGCUGAAGAAGGACUGGACUUCCCUACCUAUGAUGGGAAAGAUCGUGUGGUUGACUUGAGUGAGAAAAACUACAAGCAGGCCUUAAAGAAGUACGAUAUGUUUGGUGUGCUGCUCCAUGAACCAGUGACUUCCGACAAAAGCUCUCAAAGACGGUUUCAAAUGACUGAGAUGGUGCUUGAGCUUGCUGCACAGGUCCUAGAGGAGAAAGGCAUUGCUUUUGGAUUAUUGGAUUCUAAGAAAGAUGCAAAGCUUGCAAAAAAACUAGGUUUGGAUGAAGAAGGAAGCUUAUAUAUCUUUAAGGAGGAUCAUGUAAUAGAGUUUGAUGGGCAAAUGUCAGCAGAUGUCUUGGUUGAAUUCCUGUUGGAUCUGAUGGAAGAUCCUGUAGAAAUCAUUAACAACAAACUGGAACUUCAGGCCUUUGACCACAUGGAGGAGGAAAUCAAACUUAUUGGCUACUUCAAAGGAGAAGAUUCAGAAUAUUACAAAGCAUUUGAAGAGGCAGCUGAACAUUUCCAGCCUUAUGUUAGGUUCUUUGCCACAUUUGACAAAGGGGUGGCCAAGAAAUUGGGCCUAAAGCUAAAUGAGGUGGAUUUCUAUGAACCAUUUAUGGAUGAUCCCAUCCGUGUUCCUGACAAGCCAUAUACUGAAGAAGAAUUGGUUGAGUUUGUGAAUGAGCACAAAAGAAGCACACUGCGCAAGUUGCAACCUGAAGACAUGUUUGAGAUCUGGGAGGACGAUCUAGAUGGAAUUCACAUUGUGGCAUUUGCUGAAAAAGAUGAUCCAGAUGGCUUCGAAUUCCUGGAAAUUGUCAAACAGGUUGCCAAAGACAACACUGAUAAUCCUGAUCUAAGCAUUGUCUGGAUUGAUCCUGAUGAUUUUCCUCUGCUGAUCACAUACUGGGAAAAGACAUUCAAGAUUGACCUGUUCAAGCCACAAAUUGGUGUGGUAAAUGUCACCGAUGCUGACAGUGUCUGGAUGGACAUCAGGGAUGAUGAUGAACUCCCUACAGUUGAGGAAUUAGAAGAUUGGAUAGAAGAUGUGCUUUCCAGCAAAAUAAACACAGAAGAUGAUGAUGAUGAUGACGACGACGACGACGACGACGAUGAUGAUUAGGUUAUAGCUCAUCGUAUACUGUACACUAAAAUCUGUGUGCCUCAAAAUACUAUGCCUUAAAGUGUUUCCCAUCUAAAGGGAAAAUACUGUUCUUUUUGACUUCUAAGGGCCAUUGAAAAUUCAUAGUCUUGAUCUCUUUUAUUUGUUCCUCUUCCCAAAUACUAUCUUCCCCCUUCUGGCUUCUACAAUGUGUACACUAUACCUACAGUAAGUCAGAAAUUAUUAUUUUUUAAAUUGUGUAAGCUAAGCAUUUAUGGUCUCUGCAGGAAACUUUAAAUUUAUGGAUAUGUUCACUCAUAACAAUAAGAGAAAAUACAGGAUUAUAUAAUAGUUCAUGAGUUACCAAGGACAUUUCUGUGCUACACUACUCCCAACAGAAUGGCUUGCCAAAUCAAAGUGUAGAAAAUGGAAAUAGUGAAGAGCAAUAGACCUUUUCUCCCUGUUCUUCUAUCGCUUGGGAUUAUGGGCUCAUGUUUUCUCCACCUCCCUACCACAGCUUGCAUGGGCAUGCAAGCUAUUUGUGGAGGACAUGUCCUCUACAAUGGAAUUUCAGUCUUUGAGUCAAACUGCUACUGAGUUGAUUGUAGUAGAUCAAAGUGAUACAGCAGGACUGUGUAUCAGGAGAAGAUAGAACAAUCCCUCCUCCAUUCAAACAUUCUGUGUCAAUCACCAAAAGUGGUGAUUGCAGGACUUCAAAUAGCCCAUUGCAGAAUUUUCCCCUCUCUUCCAAUUAUGGGGUGCUUUGUGACUCCAUGGCCACUUUUGCUUUGGUGGCCAGGGAGAAUAGAGCCUUACCCAGCAGCCAGUUACUUCUACCAGUUGUAUCUGAUAAGAAUAGCAGCCUUUGGAAUGUAAUGCAUGUGGUGGCUAUUCCUAUUGGUAAUCCCCGUUGCUUAUCCCAUGGGCUGCCACUCUCGGUUCCCUGAUCCAUAAUAGCCUGCCUCCUUCCCUGCUGUAGUUGUACUGCUGCUAUCAGAGGUCUCCACUGUUGGCCUGAGAAAUCAGUUAGCAAAAGGAAGAGAAGCAGGGAAGGCAAGAGAUCUGCAUAUGGAGGGGUGGGAUAAAGUAGCAGACAGAAUCCUUUUCCUCUUUCCUGCUUCUUCCUUCCUCGACAGCAGCAGAAGAAAUUAUCCCCCAAAUUUGAUGGUCUCAUUUCUGAGAUUCAGUAAGAGGAAUCUUGUGUGGUGGCAUUUUCCCAGUGGCAUACUUUCUUGGAGACUUGAGGAAAAAACAUGGCGGGGGAUGUGGGGAAGAGUCCAGUUGGCUUUCUUUUGGAAUGAGUUGCAUCUAUUCCCCAUACAGGUCUAGGAAAAUUCACCACAGCCAACUUGCCAUGGCCAUCUCACCACAGCCAUCUCGCCAUAGCCAUCUCGAUGCAGCCAUCUCACCAUGGGACAACUCACCAAGACCAAUUUGCCAUGGGACAACUCACCAUGGACAAUUCAAGGCGGAUAACUCAGUGUGAUAAAUGUUAUUUGCCAUUGUUUCUUUGACAUUAUUUCUAUUGACAAAAAUGGAAAUAAUGCUGAAGAAACAGUGGUAGAUAACAUUUAUUGUGUUAUCCCAACUCACCAUGAGUUGUCUCAUGGUGAGUUGUCCAUGAUGAGAUGGCCAUGGCAUGUUGGCUGUGAUGACAUGGCCGUGGUGAGAUGGCUGCAGAGAGAUGGCUGGGGUGAAUUGUCCCGUUCUGCUUCAGACACCAGAAGAACUGAGAAUCACCAGUAGUGACUGAUAUUGAAUUUGCUCGGUUCAGGAUAUAUAUUUCCCGUACUUUGUAAUGCUUAUGUUUUAUUUUUGGAUGCUGCCCAACUGAAAUUAAAAAGAAAUUUUGAUUAGACUGAU